AUGCUAGAUAAGGCAAAAAUUCUGGACAGUGUCAAGAAAACUCUUUGGGAUGUGGCAAAUGUUAACUCUGGAUUCGACUUGGAGCGCUGGACUCUUAGUUCAGUGGUAACCUUGACUCUUAGUUUAAGUGUGAUAGAGGUUGUGCGGGUUAAACAACAGCUAAAUGCAAUUAAAAACUCUUCCGAUCAAGUUGAUGUAUUUCAGAAACAGUUUGUCGACGAUAGUAGAAAACGUUCUCAUGAUAAUGACGAACAAAUGGAUAAAGAAGCAUUUGUGAAAAAGACGAGAAUUAAAAAUACAAGUUCUGAUGAAAACCUUGCAUACGGCAAGAGUUAA
This is a messenger RNA of Entrophospora candida, 336 nucleotides long. Lineage: Eukaryota; Fungi; Glomeromycota; Glomeromycetes; Entrophosporales; Entrophosporaceae. The record is from the annotation of a GenBank genome assembly.